UUCCUCUCCUCCCCCCUCCUCUCUGCAUCUCCUCUCAGUGCUCUCGACAGUCGGCAGGAUGGACGUCGUAAAUCAGCUGGUGGCUCAGGGUCAGUUCAGGGUGUUGAAGGUUCCUCUGGGCUUCAUCAAGGCCUUAGAAUGGUUCUUCGCCAUCUUUGCCUUCUCCACCUGUGGGAGUUAUUCUGGGAUGUUCCGGAUGGCGGUGGAAUGUAAGAACAAGACAGAGAGCGACCUCAGCAUAGAGGUGGAGUUUGAGUAUCCCUUCAGACUCCACCAGGUGUACUUCGAUGCCCCCACCUGUAAGAACAAGGAGACAGAGCGUUACUUCCUGGUUGGCGACUACUCCUCCUCGGCCGAGUUCUUCGUCACCAUCGGCGUGUUCGCCUUCCUCUACUCCACGGCGGCUCUCAGCAUCUACAUCUUCUUCUUCGAGAAGUACAAGGAGAACAACAAAGGGCCGCUCAUCGAUCUGGGCGUGACCGCCGUCUUCGCCUUCAUGUGGUUGGUGAGUUCUGCGGCGUGGGCCAAAGGUCUGUCCGACGUGAAGACGGCGACCGACCCGGACGAGGUGAUCACCAUGAUCCCGGCCUGUGAGGAGAUGGGGAACAAAUGCCGCGAAGUCCACGACCCGGUCAUGUCCGGACUCAACACCUCCGUGGCGUUCGGUUUCAUUAACCUGAUCUUGUGGGCGGGAAACCUGUGGUUCGUCUUUAAGGAGACGGGAAUCAUCGCUCCCUUCAUGCGAGCUCCGCCUCCUCAGGACAAAGCCGCCGCACCAGGCGCCUACGGCCAGCAGGGGGGGGCGUACGAACAAGACCCAUACGCCAGCAACCAGGGAGGCUACCAACCCGACUACAACCAGCAGGGAUACAACCAGGAUGCAGAGUACGGACAGGGCUACGGCCAGCAGGGGGCGCCCACCUCCUUCUCCAAUCAGAUGUGAAAUGACAGGAAGCAGAAAACGUCGGAGUGAACCAACAGUGGGUCGCCUGCAACCUACCCACAAUGCAACACUCCUGUCUGUCUGCGAAGCUAACGGGUGGUGGGAGGGGAGGGCGGGGUUUAGAUGUUCACUAUAAUGAAUCGAUGUGUAAAUGAUCAAUAAGAGAGUUAUAGAUAACAAUCCACAACCUUCAAAAAACACCAAAACAACAACAGCAGCAACAACAACAACAAAAGCGACCAAUAGAAACGCCCGUAAGCAGCAGCGAUGAUGUGGAUAAGAGUUAUUCAUAUUAAAGAACAUAAUCUGUGGGGAGAAUGUAUGUUUGUGUUGUAUAGAUAUGACUUUGAACAGAUAUAUAAUAUAGACUCUUUAUUCAUGACUCCUAUUCAGACUGACAGGCCCCGCCCACAGAGAUCAGACCGGCCAAUCAUGAAGCAGUCCAGGCUGGGUUUACUCUGAGACUGGAUCAGAAGCAUCGUCCCAGCCUCCAGCAUCACCUCCCAGCUGUUUCCUGUUUGUCUUGCUGCAUGUAAAUAUCAACACAGGAAGUGAUGUCAUCCUGGAGACACAGUUAACCCAGUCUGGACUUGAGCUUCUAGCUGGUAAAAAGAUCCAACAUGGCUCCUCGUCGUUAGCGUUUCUUCUGUUUGAGUGAUGCUCCUGUCAGUCACUGAGCAGGGCACGCCGUACCAACUUCCGUCUGAGCAGAGACCCUUUCUUAAGCCCCGCCUUCCUUGGUUAUGAUUAAGGAUGAAAAAUCCCUCUGCCUUUUAGGCUCCUUCCCAUUUUAACAGUUGAAUCACAGCUGCUGAUAUUUAAAUCAUUUUAAUAUGAAUUUUUAUUUGAACUGUUUAUUUAAAGAAGCAGCCAAACUCCCUAAAGUUGUCUAAAUUGUACAAAAACAUUGGCAACAUUUUGGUGACAAUGUUUACAUGCAUGUUAGAGAGUAUGAAGGGAUUUUUGUUGAUGAAAAUAAUGAUAUUACCAAAAAUAUAAACAUUUAUCAAGGUUUGAUAUUUAAUCCAAUCAUAUCAAAGUUUAAAAUUCUGUUAUGUUAACUUUAGUUUGGGUCUAAAUGUUCAGACGGACGUCUCUGUGAGCGAACUUUACUUUUGUCCUCUCCCGAGCCCUCAGCCAAUCAGAUGCAGCCGUGUGCUGCUCCAAUAAAAAUCCUCCUGGAGUCUGAAAAUCUAAGAGAAUUUAAAAGCUAUUUCUGCCCUUCUUUUGUUUGUUUUUGGGAAAGUGAAGGUGUUUUAGCGUCGGUAUCUUCCUCCGCAUGGUGACGUGUUUCUGCUCGUGUUGUACAGUGACUGAUGAUCAGUGUGAUUCUACUUCCUGUUCUCCUGUACAGGUGUGUGUGUGUGUGUGUGCGUGUGUGUGUUUACAUCCUCAUAACCUGUCCACACUUCUUCUGUAACUCUUUUUCAAUGGCGGUUUUCAAUCCUUUUCCUUCCUUCUCUUCACUGAUCUAAAAUACUCAUAAAUCCUCAAUUAAUAAUCGGGAACUUUGUUUGGUAAAUUGUUGACGAUCAGGCCUUUAAAUGAAGCCGGCUAGUAUAAGCAGUCUCCUAAUACUAGCCAUACCAGCCUGCUAUAAAGGCCUGUGCAUAUAUGGGCUUGUAUAUGAAGCAGGCUUAUAUUAGGAGACAGGCCUGCAUAGAAAGGAGGCGUGUAUUAGGAUUAUCCAAAUACAAGCCUCUCUCUAUAGUCCUGUCUCUAAAUACAAGCCUGUGUAUAUUUAGGCUUGUAUAUAAAGCAGGCCUGUAUUAGGAGACUGGCCUUGUAUACAGACAAGAAUAAGGAGGAAGACGUGAAUGAAGAGCAAGCUUGUAUUAGGAGGAAGGCCUUUCAAAAUGGCAGGCUUGUAUAAGGAUUCUCCUUGUAUGAGCCAAACAGGCCUGUCUCCUAACAAAAGCCUGCUUUUUAUACAAGUCUGUCUCCUAAAACAAGCCAGUGUAUACAUAGGCCUGUAUAUGAAGCAUUCUAGUAUAGGAAGCAGGCUUGCAUUAGAAGGGACAGGCCUGUAUCUAUACAGGUUUAUAUGAGGAGAAAGGUCUGUGUAUGAAGCAGGCUUGUAUCAGGAGUCACCUAAUACAGACCUGUCUCUAUUCAACCUGCUUUGUUUACAAGCCUGUCCCCUAAUACGAGCCUGUGUAUAUACAUAGGUCUGUAUUAGAACCAGGCCUGCAUGAGGAGAUAGGAUUUGAUACGAGGAAGGCUUGUGUUAGGAAUCUCCUAAUACAAGCCUACUUCACACACAGGCCUGUAUACAGGCUUGUAUUAGGAGACAGGCCUGUAUAUGAAACAGGCUUGGAUAAAGUAAAGUUCCCAAGAAGAAGAGGAAGAAUCAGCAAACAUGACGAGCAGAGCAGAGUUCUGGCUGCUUAUUGGCUGCCUGUUAUUAUCUGAGGAUCUACAGUAUUUUCUCCUCUUUUUUAUUUGACCUCCUUUUCUCUCGUUCUUCUCUUUGCCAACUUUAUCUUUGUUUUUCUUUCUUGUCCUCUUCUCUCUAAAUGUCUUCCUUUCUCUCAGCCUCAAUUUUUCUGCUCCAGUUCUCCUCCUCACUUGGCUUUUCUACUCUGCCUCUCCUCCUCCCCCUCCUCCUCCUCCUCCUCCUCCCCCUCCUCCCCCUCCUCCCCCUCCUCCUCCUCCUUCUCUGUUGUUCUUCUCGUCGUUCUUCUUCUUCUUCGUGACUCUCCUCUCUGCCUCUGUGAUGUAACUUCCUGUGUGAUGAUAUUCUAUUCAGCAUCAGUAACCAUGGCGAUGGUGUUGACAGUGAUGAUGACAAUGAUGAUGUGUGUGUGUGACUCGUUGCUAUGGAGACACCCCCCUCCUCCUCCCCCUGCUGUGUUUAUUCAGUGUAAAGUUUCA
Messenger RNA from Cheilinus undulatus (humphead wrasse), 3817 nucleotides. It is a transcript of the gene sypa, whose product is annotated as synaptophysin a. The transcript has 8 exons. The coding region runs from base 59 to 943 and encodes 294 amino acids. Gene Ontology annotation, cellular component: synaptic vesicle; synaptic vesicle membrane; presynaptic active zone. The record is from RefSeq and is a predicted model, not a curated record. Lineage: Eukaryota; Metazoa; Chordata; Actinopteri; Labriformes; Labridae.